CCCCCCUUGGUUUCUUACACUUCCCGUAACCAUCACCAGGACCAUUCAAAGCCAAAUCCAGAAUAUGAUCCAGAAUAUGAUACAAACCCGCAGCCUCCCAUACAGACACGCAAACGAUACCACAACAUAUUUCCGAACAGCACACCUACCCCCCCAAGCUACCUCACCACGACACACCACGACACACCACCAUGUGCGAAAUAAAACGCUACCGCUUCCCGGAGUGCUGCAACCGCGAGAAGUGGAUCAUCACCAAGAACCCGGCGUUCUGUGAGGACAUGGCUCCGGGGGCGACGUGUAGACCACAGUGUUGCCUUUUUAUUGGGGGGGUUGUUGAGGUGGAGGUGGUUUGUGGGGAGUGUGAGAGGGGGGAAGGGGUGGGAGGCAGGGAGGUGGUGGGAGAUGGAGGUAGUGAGAUGGAUGGGGUUGGAGAAACGCAGCUUGAUAGAGGGGAGGACGGGAGGGUGGGGAGGACGGGAGGGUGGGGAGGACGGGAGGGUGGAGAGGAGAAGGAGCGAGUGAUUUGCUGCAGGCAAGUAUAGAAGGGCGAAGAGGAGGGGGGCGUGAAGCUGCCAAAAAAAAAAAAGGUGACUUCUGGUUUUAUACCCGUGGCAUGCUAACAAUGGUUGCUCUGGGUAUUAGAAACACGGCCCAACGUUGAAAGCCAAGAAUAAUGGAGCACAUGAAUUCCGAUGUUUCUCUUUCGUGGAUGGCAGGGCUAACUCGAUAGCAGCGGAAAGUUCUGCGUUUCCUGAGAAAAAACCUCAGAGGAUGGCGGAGGCAAUAUUAUCAGCGACGUUGUAUCAAUAUUAGCAAUAGAGUUUUGCUGUCAUAAGACGGUAUACUCGCAUAGGAGAAUAAUUCA
Messenger RNA from Pseudogymnoascus destructans, 865 nucleotides. RefSeq lists its product as uncharacterized. The transcript has a single exon. NCBI's taxonomy places the organism in Eukaryota, Fungi, Ascomycota, Leotiomycetes, Thelebolales, Thelebolaceae. The record is from RefSeq and is a predicted model, not a curated record. The coding region runs from base 192 to 542 and encodes 116 amino acids.